UACGGGCGCGGGGGGAGGACCGGCCCCAGGGACAGAGAUUGGGAGGGCUUCCAGGGACUCCGGGUAGAUCGGUAGUUUCCCGCCUCUAGCCAAGAACCAGCGUGUGUAUGAGGGUAUGGUCAAGGGGCGACAGGUCCGCGCGUGGCAGGGGCGCGGGGAGCGGGAGGGCGAUCUUAAGCUUCUCUCCAAGCCAGGGUCUGGCCAGGAGAGGGGGGGUUCCCUGUCCGACGAGGCGGGAGCGCUUCUGCCUUCUCGGACGCCCUUGGGAGCGUCUGGAGAGGGGUGGAAGCGGGGGCAGCCGGAAUCCCCUCCCCAGCCUCUAGGAGGGCGAGACCCAGACAUCCCUUAUGCCUUGUGGUCUACAAGGGGCCGCGGGGGGCAUCCGGAUCCCGCAGACCCUGGGCGGAGGGCUGCCGUCGCGGCCCAGCUGCACGCAGAAGUAAACAUCUGUCAGCGGCGCGUUCCAGCCGCGUUCCCUGCGCGCCGCCGCCGCUGCCGCCGGGGACACGGUGUCCUCCGGCAGACGGAGGCCGUGUGGCUGACCAUCCCGUGCACGCAGGCUGAGGAUGCAGCGCUGGAAGGCGGUGGCCUUGGCCUCGGUGCUCUGCAGCUCCGUGCUCUCCAUCUGGAUGUGUUGGGAAGGCCUGCUCCUCAGCCACCGCCUCGGACCCGCGCUUGCCCCGCUGCGCCGGCCGCCUCGCACCCUGGACGCUCGAAUCGCCCGCCUGGCCCAGUACCGUGCACUGCUGCAGGGCGCCCCGGACGCGGUGGAGCUUCGCGAACUGACGCCCUGGGCCGGGAGGUCCCCGGGUCCGCGCCGUCGGGCGGGUCCCCGGCGGCGGCGCGCGCGUGCGCGGUCGGGGACCCGGCCGUGCGGGCUGCGCGAGCUCGAGGUGCGCGUGAGCGAGCUGGGCCUGGGCUACGCGUCGGACGAGACGGUGCUGUUCCGCUACUGCGCAGGCGCGUGCGAGGCGGCGACGCGCGUCUACGACCUGGGACUGCGGCGCCUGCGCCAGCGGCGGCGAGUGCGGCGAGAGCGGGUGCGAGCGCAGCCCUGCUGCCGCCCGACGGCCUACGAGGACGAGGUGUCCUUCCUGGACACGCACAGUCGCUACCACACGGUCCACGAGCUGUCGGCGCGCGAGUGCGCCUGCGUGUGACCCUACCUCACCGGGCCUGGCGAGACGGCGGCCACGCCCCCCGCCCCGACAGCACCCACCGUCCCGCCUGGCAAGCCCCGCGACAGACUGCCCAUGCACAGAAAAUGCCGUCGAGAGCUCAGGACUCUCGCGAUAACUGUACCAAGAUAAAGUGUGGAAAAUCGA
This is a messenger RNA of Lagenorhynchus albirostris (white-beaked dolphin), 1325 nucleotides long. RefSeq names its product neurturin (gene NRTN). The coding region runs from base 567 to 1160 and encodes 197 amino acids. The transcript has 3 exons. Gene Ontology annotation, molecular function: glial cell-derived neurotrophic factor receptor binding; receptor tyrosine kinase binding; growth factor activity. The record is from RefSeq and is a predicted model, not a curated record. NCBI's taxonomy places the organism in Eukaryota, Metazoa, Chordata, Mammalia, Artiodactyla, Delphinidae.